AUGUCGUCUCCAGUCCACCAAAACUCUUCCUUCUCUACCCCGCAAUGGUGGAAGGAAGCCGUGGUAUAUCAGAUUUACCCAUCCUCGUUUCAGUCGCACUCGGGCGCAACCACGGGAUGGGGCUCGAUUCAGGGCAUCGCUUCUCGGCUCGACUACCUCAAGUCGCUCGGAGUGGACGUAGUCUGGUCGUCGCCCAUCUGCAAGUCGCCCCAAGCUGACAUGGGCUACGACAUUGCCGACUACAAGCAGAUUUACCACAGGUACGGCACGCUGCAAGAUGUAGAUAAUCUCAUCGCUGAGCUGACCAAGCGCGGCAUGAAGCUGAUGAUGGACUUGGUCGUCAACCACACCAGCAACGAGCACGCUUGGUUCUUGGAGAGCCGCAGCAGCAAGGACAGUCCCAAGCGAGACUGGUACAUCUGGAAGAAGCCCAAGUCCGUCAGUGCUGAUGGGGUGCCAGAACCGCCCAGUAACUGGGCGCAGAUUCUGGGCGAGGCCAAUUCAGCCUGGACGUACGAUGAGAAGACGGGCGAAUACUACCUCAGCCUCUUCACGCCCGAGCAGCCCGAUCUGAAUUGGGAGAACCCCGAGGUGCGCGCUGCUGUCUGGGACGUGAUGCACUUCUGGCUCCAGCGCGGCGCGGCUGGUUUCAGGAUGGACGUCAUCAACCUGAUCUCCAAGGUGCCAGGGUAUCCAGAUGCGGAGGUGGUCCUCGGCGCUGGAUGCAAGUUCCAGCCGGCGUUCAAGUACUUCGUCAACGGGCCCAAGAUGCACGACUACCUGCAAGAGAUGCACCGGGAGGUGCUCAGCAAGUACGACACCAUCACGGUGGGUGAGAUGCCGGGCAUCAGCGACGACGAUGAAGUAUUGAGAACUGUCGGCGCCAAGGCGGGCGAGCUUCGCAUGAUCUUCAUCUUCGACCUGGUCGACAUCGACAAGCCGCACGUGCGGAUGGCGCUCAAGCCCUGGGACGUUAAGGAGAUGAAGUCCAUCAUAAGCCGAUGGCAGCGUGUCAUGAUCGAGAAGGACGGUUGGAACUCCGUCUUCAUCGAGAAUCACGACAACCCAAGAUCCGUGUCGCGGUACGUCGAUGAUAGCGAUGAGUGGCGACACAUCGGGGCCAAGCUCAUCGCGCUCAUGCAGACGACUCUUGGAGGUACCCUGUUCAUAUACCAGGGCGAGGAGAUCGGUCUUCGCAAUAUUUCGAAGUCGUGGGACAUUGAGGAGUUCAAAGAUAUCGAAACCAUCAACUACUGGGCGAAGGUCAACGACCUGUACGCCGAUAACCCGGAGGAACUAGCUUACGGCCGCAAAAUCAUUGACAUGAAGGCCCGAGACCAUUCCAGGACACCCAUGCAUUGGAACGCCGAAGAGAAUGCAGGCUUCUGUGAUGCUGGGGCGAAGCCGUGGAUGCGAAUCAUGGAUGACUACAAGACCGUCAACGUCGACGCCCAGAUGAAGGCUGAUUUAGGUGACGACCUUUCGGUCUGGCAGUUUUGGCAGCGCGGCUUGAAGGACAGAAAGGAGCACGCCGACGUGUUCGUGUACGGCGACUUUGAGGAAUUGUCCGUCGAACAUCCCAACGUGUUCGCCUACGUAAGAACGAGCAUCAAGGGCGAGAAGUGGUUGGUCGUGCUCAAUUACUCAGGCCAGGAGCUCGAGUGGUUGAUGCCUGACAACCUCAGCGUGCAGUUUUGGGCGUGCAGCAAUUAUGUCAAGGGUCGGGCGGAGAAGCCAUUGAAGAAGACUAUUCCCUUGAAGCCUUGGGAGGGUAUAUUGGGUCGAGGUGUUGAAUGUGUCGAGUACGACGAUGCCAAGUUCGCCAAAGCCGAUUCCUUCGGUUAUGAUAAGCUCAGCAAGCCCCAAAGUCGCCCUACGACUGAGAUCAGCGACGUCAAAUUCUGGCUUGUGACUGGCGAUGUCAAGCCUCCACUCAAGGAGAUCAAAUACGAGGCUCCGUCACAGUCCUGGGGCGUUGGAUCGCCGGUCUACUUCUUGUUGAUUCGCGAAGGGGACCUCAAAAGGUGCAAGAAGGACUUCCAAUGA
Molecule: messenger RNA, 2046 nt
Organism: Pseudomassariella vexata
Lineage: Eukaryota; Fungi; Ascomycota; Sordariomycetes; Amphisphaeriales; Pseudomassariaceae
Product: glycoside hydrolase superfamily
Exons: 2
Coding region: 1-2046 (681 amino acids)
Biological process (GO): oligosaccharide catabolic process
Molecular function (GO): alpha-amylase activity
Source: RefSeq, a predicted model, not a curated record